ACCGCCCAAAAGCCAGAAGGUUAAGAAUGUUAAGAUAUCCCCAACGUCAAACAACAAUAAAUUUCUACCAACCAAAAUGGCCAACGAGGAAGAACCGCAACAAAAAAUAAUUAUUACUGAUUUUUCGAAAAUUUACGAAGAUAUGUCACCUUAUUACUUGAAGGACACGUUUUCCGACGUUCAGAUAAUCCUGUCUGAUAAAACAAUUCACGCACACAAAAUUGUUCUCGCUGCUAGGUGCAAAUAUUUUGAGUCAGUUUUACUGCAAGACCUAAAACAAGCUGAGAUUGCUUUACAGAAUGUGCCUUCAAAAGCUUUUGAAACUAUACUGUAUUACAUUUAUACUGGAUCCGUUGUCAUCGAAUCGGAAGAUGCAAAUUAUAUAUUCGAUAUAUUGCAGCUAGCACACGAAUAUUCGUUAGAAACACUGGAAAAAAGUAUAAACGAAAAAAUGAAUUCCAUUGUAAAUUUAUCAAAUGUCUGUUUCUUUUUAAACAAAGCCAACGCAUAUGACAUGGACGAGUUAAGAGAAAUAUGUCAUGCUUUUAUUGAUGAACACGUUUUGCAAAAGUUACAAUAUGAUUUUUUCGAUGUUCUCACACAAAAAUCUAUGGUUAACAUGUUGACAAGAGACGCGUUUCCUGUGGAGGAAAUCGAUAUCUUUAACAUCGCAGUCAACUGGUGCAAGCAUAACGAAGACGUAGACAACAUGGUCAUUGAAUGCGUUCGCUUUCCUUCGUUAACACGCAACGAAAUUUUAACUAUUGUUUGGCCGUCGAAAAUAGUGGAUGAAACAAAACUGCUGAAUGCUCUUGCAACGAUUGAACUUCAUGGUACAAAAGAAACACAACGACGUUUUGUGAAAGGUAAAAAUUAUGCUGCAGCAGGAAAUAAUGUUAAAGUAAUUUCUGGAUUAAACCCCACAAUGUUGUUCGAAGAAACUAAAACCGAGGGAGACGGUACUUAUCACAAUGAGGAUGAUAAAAACGGUAUUACUGUGGAUCUUGGUCAAGUAAAAUGCUUCAAUUACAUUACAAUGAAUAUAACAGGAAACAGCUGGGUCGGUUACUGCAUUAAAGUGUCUGUAGAUCUGCAAAAGUGGCAUAACGUUUUAGAUUACAGUAUGUAUUGGUGUAAGUAUAAUCAAAAUUUAUAUUUUGAACAACAAGAAGCGAGAUACAUCCGGAUAGUCUUAAAGGACUCUAAAGGCAGAAUUUGUAAAUUUCAAGUUUACAUGAGCAGUGAUGUCCCUAAAAUACAUAACACAAUUGUUUACCCUUCUUCAAACAUCAUAACUUCUGAACAUUUUAUUUUGUCGUCAGGGCAGACGUCUGGUUCAUUCACUACGUAUCUCUAUUUAAAUCAACCAUACAUGAUUUCACGGAUAAAGACUAGCUUACGAUUUUACAAAUCCAUAUCUAGUAUAGCAACUUCCACAGACAACAUGCAGUGGGAAGAGGUUGAAUUUCCAGUAGACGAAAACAUACUUCUCUGUUUUAACGAAAGAAUAGUCACUUUUAUAAGAGUUAUUGGUCAGCUUUCUCCUAAUAAGACGAACGUCCACAUCCAACAGUUUUUGGACGAUUUUGAAUGUUUCUAAUUGCAGUCAAUACCAGUCAAAUCUGUAAACACCUUCAGUAUAUUUUUUUAACAUCCUAUAA
Molecule: messenger RNA, 1661 nt
Organism: Zophobas morio
Lineage: Eukaryota; Metazoa; Arthropoda; Insecta; Coleoptera; Tenebrionidae
Product: BTB/POZ domain-containing protein 9-like
Exons: 12
Coding region: 77-1600 (507 amino acids)
Biological process (GO): modulation of chemical synaptic transmission; circadian behavior; adult locomotory behavior
Cellular component (GO): cytoplasm
Molecular function (GO): protein binding
Source: RefSeq, a predicted model, not a curated record